Molecule: messenger RNA, 2213 nt
Organism: Paramisgurnus dabryanus
Lineage: Eukaryota; Metazoa; Chordata; Actinopteri; Cypriniformes; Cobitidae
Source: RefSeq, a predicted model, not a curated record
AUGGCGCUCAAAACUGUCUACGACGCCUGCAGGGCCAAAUGCUGCAAAAAACGUCACGAGACAGAGGUGAGGGACGGCUAUUUCAAGGCAUCUCUUUGCGCUGAUUGGUUGGAUCACAUGACCAUCCUCCUCCUGAACUUUGUUGUCUGUGUGCAAAUUAGCAGAAAAGGAAGCAAGCGAUCAUCAGAUCAUCUACCAAGUGAUGAACCUGACAGAAAGAUUGUGUCUGGUAUACGCGAGUUUCUACAAAGUGAGAUCAUGAACUUCAGACUCUCAUCACUGAUCCUGCUGUUACACAUUCAAGGGUCUCUAACAUUGGAUAACUUUAAUGUAACCUGUAAUAAACUGAGUAUUUGUGCUGUAAGGGGGACAGGGGUGAGUGUGUGGUGCAAUAACUCAAACAACAUCAACAUCAGAACCGGGUUCUGGUUCAGCCAGAAACAGAGAACAAACUGGAGAAACCAAGAUGAACCUGAAGAUUUGACUUUAGAUUCAGAUUACUCAGUACGAGUGGAUCAGUGGAUCACUAAAAACAACUUAUAUCUCGGAAUAGAAGAUGUGAGAGAGAGAGACAGUGGAGAAUAUCAGCUCAUGUUCAUUAUGAAGGAUGGAGUUAAACAUCUCAGCUCAGUCACAAUCAAUCUAACAGUCACAGUUUUACAGGUGAUCGUGAGUCCUGAAUCUACAGAGCAGCGAGUUAAACUGAGCUGUGAUUCCUCCUGUCCUUUGACAUCUGAACAUUAUUACUACUGGUACAAAAAUGGACAACAUUUAAUAAAUAACCAACACAUAUUUGUAUCAUCCAGUGGAAAUACUGACACUUAUUCCUGCUUUGAGUCUUAUUCAGUGCCGUCUUCAUCUGUGUGUCUUUCUAACAGUAGCUGUUGGGGUGUGACUUACACCUCUACAAGAGUUUGUGCUUUAGUGGGAUCAACAGUAGAUAUUCACUCUACAUACUCACAUCCACCUGGAUAUACAGUAGUGAAAACAUCCUGGCAUUACAUUCAUUCUUGGAGAAACCCUCCUUGGCGAUUUAAUCAUUGGAAAUUCAGUGAUCUGCGUUAUGAUCAUCAGUUUGCUGGGCGUGUGGAGUUUGUGGGAAACACACUGAGAAUCAAAGACGUCAAUAGAAAUGACACUGGAGUAUAUCUAUUCAGGAUCAUCAAUAACACAUCAGAUGAAUUUUCUGGUUUACCUGGAGUCACUCUUAUUGUUACAGAUACACAGGUGAGAAGCAGUCCAGACCCUGUGAUAGACGGAGAAAAAGUGAUAUUAAGCUGUUCAACCGAAUGCACUCUGGAUAGCAACCAUACUUACAUCUGGUAUAAGAAUGGACAACAGGUUACAGAUGGAUUCACAUUAUUAAACAAGCUGUACCUGGACUCAAUCAACAGUAAGGAGCUACAAGAGUAUUCCUGUACUGUAGGAGAUACAAUGGACAGCUCAGUGUCUCUCUGUCUGCUGGUGUUUCUGCCUCAGUUUCUCAUUAUAGGAGCUCUGUGGAUGGGGUUUUUCAUCAGCAUGAAUAAAUUGAGCUAAUCUAAAAACAAAACUUAUGACAAACAAAUAGAGAUGUUGCAGGUCUGUGUGUAGAUCAGCUGGCUGUCCAUCAGAAGUGCUGGAGUGAUGCCACAAUGUCUUUAUGACAUCAUCACCUAGCAAAAAUCUAUCAGCAGUGACAUCACUGAUGUCACAUACAGUGACAUAUUAAUGACAGUUCAGUAUAAAUAAUCUAAUGCUCAAAUAUAUACAUUUAUUGAACUAUUCAAUCCGUCAUUCAACAGUCUUGUUUCAGUGUAAGACCAUCUUUAUGUAGAUGAUACUGUGAGUCAGGUAUAUAUAUAGGACAUUACUUAUAUGCAUGUUGCUUCCACUGUAUUUCACUGUUUUAAAACUGUGUAUCAUAGCUCUUUAUGUUUUAAUUCAUUGUCAUUGUUGUAUACUUCAUAAUACAAUAUUUUGGUUUCAUUAAGCUUGAGUAGCAUCAUUGACUUAAUUCUUUAAGCCGUAUUGGGUUUAGUUCUUUUUUGGGUAAUCUUCUUUCACUUAUAUUUAUACACAAAUAUUUGUUAUGAUUCCGGCUCUUCUAGAUGUCGUCUCUUUAGUGUACUUAGGUUUCAUUUAAGACUCAGUAGAAAAUGUUUUUUGCAUAUUCUGCACUCAGGUCAAGAAUUAACCUUCAGAAUAUAACAACAGCUUCAUCAUUUUGUUUC